Molecule: messenger RNA, 1604 nt
Organism: Caenorhabditis angaria
Lineage: Eukaryota; Metazoa; Nematoda; Chromadorea; Rhabditida; Rhabditidae
Source: the annotation of a GenBank genome assembly
AUGUCGAAAAAUGUGGUGAUUUUUGGCAGCAUUGUUCAGGAUUUGAUCAGGUAAGUGGUGGAAAUUUUUGGCUGGAAAUUUUUUUUUCAUAAAUUGCCUUUUUUUCAGCUACACGGAGAGAUUUCCGCGUCCGGGAGAAUCGGUGCGCGGUUCCGCGUUCCACGCAGGAGCCGGCGGAAAAGGCGCGAAUCAAGCGGUGGCUGCGGCAAGACUAGGUGCAAAUGUAACAAUGAUUGGAAUGGUUGGCAAGGAUAUGUUCGGUGAUUCGAAUAUUGAGAGUUUGAGGCAAAAUGGAGUGGAUACGAGUGGAGUUGGAAGAAGUCAGGAGAAACAUACGGCAACUGCCACGAUUACUGUGAAUCAAGAAGGUGAGGAUGUCUCUAGAAUUCCUCUACGUCUCUAACUUAUAAGUUCAUUAGUCAUAACUCUGUUUCUCUGCGUUUUUAUCCUCAUCUCUAGUUUCUCUAGCCUUUCCUCUAACUCCUCUGCAUCUCUAACUUCUAAUCUUUUCUAGCUGUCUGACUAUAACUUCAGAAAGAUUUGAGAAAUUUUUCAGGUCAUACUCUGUUUGCCUAAUCUCUCUCCGUUCAGGUUCUCUUACUCUAUGUACCUAGAAUUCCUCUGCGUCUCUAACCUCCUAUAUAUAGUUAGAGAUGCAGAGGAUUUGGAGAAGAAGCUAGAGUUAGAGAAGCUAGACGGAGAUAGAUUAGGCAAACAGAGUUAUGACGUGAAAAAUUCCUUAACUCUUUCUGAAGUUAUAGUCAGACAGCUAGAGAAACUAGAGAGGUUAGAGAUGCAGAGGAGUUGGAGGAAAGGCUAGUGAAACUAGAGAUGAGGUUAAAGACGGCGUGAGCGCUCGGUUUACAAAUUUACCACGUCAUAAUUUCGUAUCUCUAAUUUCUCUGCGUCUCUAACCUCCGACCUUCUCUAGCUGUCUGAUUCUAACUUCCUAUUUUCCAGCCGAAAACUCGAUCGUAGUCACCUUGGGCGCUAAUCUCGACCUGCUCCCAGAAUUCGCUGAUAAAUCGCACAGUCUUCUAGCCAACUCACACCUCGUCCUAUGUCAAGGCGAGAUUCCGGAAGCGGCAAAUCGCCGCGCGUUCGAAAUCGCACGCGGAAAUGGUGCCAAAACAUUCCUGAACCCGGCCCCUGGCGAUGCAAAAAUGGAUAAAUCGAUAUUGAGUCUGACUGAUAUUGUAUGCACCAAUGAAAAUGAGGCGGAAUUUAUCACCGGAAUUCCGCAGACAACUUUGGAGGACGCGGAAAAUGCCGCGCGGAAGAUGCUUGAAAUGGGACCACAAAUUGCAAUUAUAACCCUUGGAGCUAAAGGAGUUCUUCUAGCUCAAACCCUGAACUCCAAGCCUGAUCUGAAAUUAAUUCCAGUUCAAAAAGUUGAAGCUAUUGAUACAACUGGAGCUGGUGAUUGUUUUUGCGGCUCACUGGCUGCAUUGCUCAGUUUAGAUGGAAAUUUGGAGAAUGUUGAGAGAGCUACACGGUGUGCUGCAAAAUUGGCUGCACUUUCGGUAACUCGCAGAGGAACUCAGGCAUCUUAUUGGAAGAAGGGCGAGAUUUUGGAGAAGUUUCCAGGGUUUUUUGAGGAAUAA